AUGGCGUCUGCCGGGCUGAGCCCCACGACGGCGGUGAACGUUGUCACGGCGAGGCGGCGUGCGACGGAAUCGGAGGUCAACGUGGAGAGUACGCCCCCGAAGGCGACUCAAUCGGAGGAGGCUAAGGCCAACGGCCACGACGGGGCCGUCGACCAGCACAACCAUCACGGCCACGUCCACCACCACCGGAUGAGAUCGGUGGCCCGGCGGGCGUGGAGGUGGAGGAUCGUAGCGGCAGUCUAGUCAGCCGUCAGCCUUGCGUCCGUGCUGGUCGCCGCCUCCCGGUUGAAUGCCACCGGCAGGGAGGAGGAGGACGAUGGUGAAGGCGGCGACGGGUGGUUCCCCAUCGACAACGGUAAGAGCAGGAUCAACUCCGCUGUCCAUGACGCGAAGAGUGGGUUGGUGAAGGAGCCGAGCGUGACGUAGACAGAAGGGGCCCUCACCCCCACGACGGCGGAGGUGAGACUAACGUGACGUGAUGAUUCCCUUUUUGCCUUUUCCUCUCCUUCCCAGCGCCUUUUUCCAUCUGGUUUGAAGGGUUAGGAUCAAGAUUGAAUAAUUCCGUUUAUUCAAGGUUAAAACUAAUCGAUCUUUUUUAUCUGCUCUCCCGCCGGAUCGACGAAACAAUGGAGGAGAAACCCCCCGGCGCUCUUCUUUGUUUGAAUCGGCGGACGUCACCGCGUCCAGAUCGUUUCGAUGCCUGUUCACCGCCACCAUUCUUGCCCGACCAAGAUUUGAUUUCGAUCCAUUUACCCUGGCGCCUGCAAUUCGAAACCUAGGAAGCUGUCCAUCGUGUUUAUAAGUUCCAAUCUUCCUGAUGCUUGCAUGGGAGGAGAUCCUGUGAUGGUUUAUUCAUCGCGCUAGGGCCAUAAUCGGACCGAUGGUUCUAUCUCAAUUGAAAUCCCGGUUUCACCAUCUCAACUCUCUCAGUCAGUCUUUAAUGGUGAUGACUCCCUUCUCAGGUCUUCGAGCUCUGGCAGAAACCGGCGAAUGGAGGCAACUACUUCGAGUGCAUCGAGCGCCCACGGAAUCGAUACAGUACACUCAAUGAUAAUAUUAAUAAUCCUAAUAAUACUAAUAUAGUUUUCUGAACCUCGGGCAGUUUCUCCUCAGACGUUCGCUUCUUCUUCCUCAGGGACGCAACCCUCGGACGGAUACAUCCUAGUCAUGCUAAUGGCGGCCUGAACCAGAUGAGGAUGGGGGUAAGCAUGCCCGCGUCCCCUCUUCUAGACCAGCCGCAGCUGUCUCAAAAUUGCGGUUGUCGUCUGAGAUCUGCAGAUCUCCGACAUGGUGGCGGCGGCGAAGAUGAUGAACGCAGGGCUGGUUCUCCCUUUCCUGGAUCACGCCUCCUUCUGGGCGGACCCCAGGUACGAGGAGAAGAGACGAGGCGAGGUACUCCCUCCGCAACCGUUGUACAGUAGUCGAACGUACUCAUUCUGUGCAUCGCUGCAGCGGCUUCAAGGACAUAUUCGACUGGAAGCACUUCCUCAAUGUCUUGAAGGACGACAUCGAGGUCGUGGAGUCGCUUCCUCUGCGGUACCGGCGGGUGAAGCCCGCAGAGAAGGCUCCGGUCUCCUGGUCCAAGGUUAGGGCGGACGGACCAGCUCCCCAGAUCUCCUCCCGAUCUCGAGGAGCGGUGGCGGUGGAUUCACUAAUGUAAUGCCCUGUUUCCCUGGACAGAGUAACUACUACAAGCAGGAGAUGCGGAGGCUUCUCCUGCGACGAAAGGUCAUCAACAUCACCCGCACCGACUCCCGCCUCGCCAACAACGGCAUAGCGCCGUCGCUGCAGAAGCUCCGCUGCCGGGCCAACUACUGGGCCCUCCGCUACACGGCGGAGAUCGAGGAGAUGGGGAGGAAGCUGGUGAGGAGGCUGAGGCGCGAGGGUUGGGAGAGGCAGCGCGAGCCCCAACCCUUCACCGCCCUCCACCGCUCUCCACCUGAGGUACGAGAAGGACAUGUUCUCCUUCACGGACUGCACCCACGGCCUCUCCGCGGAGGAGUCGAGGGAGCUGGAGGCGAUGCGUUGGAGCACGGCGAACUGGAGGGACAAGCUGAUUAACGGCACCGACGUUCGGCGCCGGGGGGGCUGCCCGAUGACCCCCCGGGAGGCAGCCCUCCUACUCAAGGCCAUGGGCUAUCCCUCGGUCACGAACGUCUACAUCGCAACCGGGGAGAUCUACGGCAGCCGCACCAUGGACGCCUUCCUGGCCGAGUUUCCGAACGUGCACACCCACUCCAGUCUCGCGACGGCGGAGGAGCUGGGGCCCUUCGCAGGGUACAGCAACAGGCUCGCCGCUCUAGAUUACGUCGUCGCCCUCGGCAGCGACGUCUUCGUCUACACCUACGACGGGAACAUGGCCAAAGCGGUGCAGGGCCAUCGCAAGUUCGAGGGAUUCAGGGUAACCCUCAACCCCGACAGGUAGGUGACAGAACGUCCGAUUUCCGCUGUGCUCCUCUCUGCCCCCGGAGAACGACGGACGAGUUCUCGUCUUCGUGUCGCCAGGCGGAGGCUGGUCAAGCUGGUCGACGAGAUGGACGCGAGGGAGUUGACGUGGGAGCAGUUUGCGUUGGCGGUGAAGGGGCACCACGCGGGGCGGCGCGGAGGUCCCAGCAAGAGGCGUGCCGGGGAGACGGCGCAGGUGGAACCAAAGACCGAGGAGAAUUUCUACGCCAAUCCCUUCCCCGACUGCAUAUGCGCCGAGGGCGGCGCAGCUGCGAGGGGCAGCAACAGGAGGAGGCUCGGUCGCCGGCGAUGA
This is a messenger RNA of Spirodela intermedia, 2758 nucleotides long. The record is from the annotation of a GenBank genome assembly. NCBI's taxonomy places the organism in Eukaryota, Viridiplantae, Streptophyta, Magnoliopsida, Alismatales, Araceae.